Messenger RNA from Colletotrichum phormii, 2170 nucleotides. RefSeq lists its product as uncharacterized. The coding region runs from base 235 to 2034 and encodes 599 amino acids. Lineage: Eukaryota; Fungi; Ascomycota; Sordariomycetes; Glomerellales; Glomerellaceae. The record is from RefSeq and is a predicted model, not a curated record. The transcript has 2 exons.
GAGUCUUGGCACAGCAAUAUAUGCAAUGGAGAACUCUGUUUGUGGUUGUCUGUUAGCAUGUGAAAAAUGAUUUCGAUAGGUGAAGCCUGAAGCAGAGGCGUAUAGAGUUGGAAUUCAGACUUUCUGUCAUCAGGCUCGUGAAGGUUCGUUUUGCCAGCUGCACAAUCCUACCUAUGACUUGGCGUGAGUUUCUGACAAAGAUAUCACUGCCAACAACCGUCCUCGCAAGCAACAAUGACUCUCGAGAUUGCCGGUAAAGUACAGAAACGUUUCGUACAAGAUGCCGUAAUUCUCCACAAGCUUGACCCUGUAAGGGGCAGCCCGACAACAUACGGCCUCGACCGUCAUCCUCACGAUGCGGAUGGGUCUCGAGAAGUGCUUCUCAAAAGAAAAUUUCUCGAUUCUAUUGCACUCCUCGCUUCAACGCAUAAAAAUGCAGACCGAGUGUCGGCUGCGACGCUUGAGAUAGGAGCACCGGAAGGCACAGUCGUCCGCAUUGCUAGCAAUGCUGGAGUGUGUGACACAACCUUGGUACUUCUUCGGGACUUAAUAUCAGAUCUUCACGACGUGUCAAAUAGGGGCCUCACAACUGAACGGAGAAUUGAUGUUUUGAUAAAGAUUAUUCGUAUUGAUGUGGAGAAGAUUCGCUACUAUUUUGAGAAGCUCCAUAGAGUGCAGUCAGAGGUUCCCGAUAUCAUGAACACCUUAUUGCUGCUUUCUUCUGAGUCUGCUUUUGCCGACGUUCAACAAUUUUCGGUGUGGAUGGAAAACCUCAGUGCGGUCACGGCCAUUCCGACAGGCGCGUCUGCCGUGCAGCUAUUGCCCCAUAUUCUUUGGGCAGAAAAGGCAAAAUGGGAGUACUCAACAUAUAUUGAAGCGAUGUUCUCGGCCCAAGGCAGUCAGUUACCCUGGUGGAUAUACCAUAUUUACAAGUUGGGAAGAUACGCAGUCGCCUCGAGGGCGCUGUGCCAACUACCGGCGGAAUACCCCGGACUUUUCUGUCCUAUGCGGAUAGAACCUAUUCACUCCCCCCCGAGGCUCGACUUUUCGAUUCCACCACACGAACGACCUCUGAGUGAGGUUCUUCGCAGGAUUGUUGGAGACCGAGAAGAUGAAUUCGCGACUAGGCUGGCUUCAGUCUGGGGCGCUACGAACCCUGAGUCAUACUUCCGUAAGGCCUCUCAUCUCCGCCUCGCUGUUCAUGCCGAAAUGCAGCUUGUUGGUUUCUACGAUCAGCACCCUGAGCUCUUACCUUCAUUCCGGUUUAUCGGGGUUAGUAAGAAAAGCUGCUUCUUGUGCCAGAAGUUCCUCCAUAUUCACCCGGCCUCCUUCUCUGUGUCUUCCUCCCACCAAAAGUUGUACUUGGCGUGGAGAUCGCCACCCGCGUCAAACUCAAAAUUACACAAGACAUACAAAUCGAUUAUCACGAACCUGUGUUCUUCAAUGGAGACGAUGGCCAGACAAGAGUUGCAAUAUCGAAUCGGCAGCGCCAGGAAUAUCCAGCUUGACUCUACUGCCGGGGUAUCCAUAUCGGGUCUCGUUGAUUACAGACCUGUCAGUCCUCUAGACACGGCUAUCGACCAACACGCUUCCUCCUCUCCAGGGUCGACCAUCGACAAUGAAACCCCGGCAGGAGCGCCUCUGAGAACAGAUGAUGAUCUGUCAGCUACAGCUCGUGGGAGAGCGUUUUCAACGUCCAGUUCGCCAGAUUGCAACGGUCAUCAACCCACUGGAUUUGUCUUCAAUAUUGUACGCGCUGACGACAGUCAGAGACGAGAUGUUGUGUCUUCUGAUGACAUUCUUAAUUCGUCGCAGGAGCCGUCAUGGCAGAUGCUGGUUGAUCUACUGAGUUCCGACGACCAAUUCAGCGUACGAUUCAAUAAGGAAAGAGAGUUUUUCGUGGUCAAUGAUGCCCUCUGGGUCAGGAACGAGCGCCAGUUCCACGCUUGUCUGCAAUUUUUACGCAACUCUUCGUGUUGCAAUGCGGAAGUUCAGGUUCGAACGUAUGCCUCGAUCAGUUCGGAUGUCAAGUAGUCCAUAAAUUCAUGUCCAUUUUCGGAUAUCAGCCCUUUGAGACCUAUGCCUACGUUGAUGAGUCGCGAGUGCAAUAAUCAGAACAAUGCGGGAGACCUUACUUCGUGCAUGAUCCUUGCGACGCUGCUAACCUGGU